Messenger RNA from Gorilla gorilla gorilla (western lowland gorilla), 1348 nucleotides. RefSeq names its product DnaJ heat shock protein family (Hsp40) member C4 (gene DNAJC4). The coding region runs from base 526 to 1251 and encodes 241 amino acids. The transcript has 6 exons. The record is from RefSeq and is a predicted model, not a curated record. Lineage: Eukaryota; Metazoa; Chordata; Mammalia; Primates; Hominidae.
GCCCGCGCCUGUCCAGCGAGUCCGCAGGCAGGGGGACCGGAGGCACCAAAGGCCAAUAGACAUGUAGGGGCGGGGUCUCCACCGAUUUUUUUUUCCUGACAGGUGGACGUGGUCUUGGCAUCCACGCCAAUGAGAAUGCGAGGGCGGGGCCUGAAUAGACGCAGGAAAUGACGACGGCCGCGGGUCUGUGAGCAGCGGGGGCGGGGCCUGGUUGUGGCUCCUCCUUCUGCCGUCCCCAAGCUCCCUGGGUGGGAACGGGGUCUUGCGGUCCCUGGCUGGGUGGCCAGACCCCGAAGCCAGCGCGGGGAAGGGCUGCGGAUGCCCGGGUCAGAGGAAGGGGCAAGUCCAAGGACACGCGGGUCUGGUCCUGGGCAAGAACCGCCCCCUCCCCGGGCCUGCUUCAGUCUUCCUUCGCAGAACAACGGGCCAGGCCCCUUCCCUCUGCCCCCGGGUGCUUGAAGUCUAGCCCCAUCCUGGUCCAAUGCGCUCUUGGUAGCCUCCUUUCCCAGCUGCCCGCCCACCGCCAUGCCGCCCUUACUGCCCCUGCGCCUGUGCCGGCUGUGGCCCCGCAACCCUCCCUCCCGGCUCCUCGGAGCGGCCGCCGGGCAGCGGUCCAGACUCAGUACUUAUUAUGAACUGUUGGGGGUGCAUCCUGGUGCCAGCACUGAGGAAGUUAAACGAGCUUUCUUCUCCAAGUCCAAAGAGCUGCACCCGGACCGGGACCCUGGGAACCCAAGCCUGCACAGCCGCUUUGUGGAGCUGAGCGAGGCAUACCGUGUGCUCAGCCGUGAGCAGAGCCGCCGCAGCUAUGAUGACCAGCUCCGCUCAGGUAGUCCCCCAAAGUCUCCACGAACCACAGCCCAUGACAAGUCUGCCCACCAAACACACAGCUCCUGGACACCCCCCAAUGCACAGUACUGGUCCCAGUUUCACAGCGUGAGGCCACAGGGGCCCCAGUUGAGGCAGCAGCAACACAAACAAAACAAACAAGUGCUGGGGUACUGCCUCCUCCUCAUGCUGGCGGGCAUGGGCCUGCACUACAUUGCCUUCAGGAAGGUGAAGCAGAUGCACCUUAACUUCAUGGAUGAAAAGGAUCGGAUCAUCACAGCCUUCUACAACGAAGCCCGGGCACGGGCCAGGGCCAACAGAGCCAUCCUUCAGCAGGAGCGACAACGGCUAGGGCAGCGGCAGCCGCCACCAUCCGAGCCAACCCAAGGCCCCGAGAUCGUGCCCCCGGGCGCCGGCCCCUGAGGGGCUCACCUGGAUGGGGCCUGCAGUGCGUUCCCGCCUUGCUUCCUUCCCUGGACGGUCCGCUCCCCGAAACGCGCGCAAUAAAGUGAUUCGCAGA